AUGAGCGGUAAGUAGAGAGGUAAAUAAAUACAUACAUACUUUAUGGAGGGGUAUAGGAUCUAUAAGCACAUUUAAUGUAGAGUAAUAACUCAAAGUUCCUUUCAGGCGGUCAAAAACAUCUUGUGCGGAAACCAGCCGUCCUGAUCCUUGAUGAAGCCACGUCAGCUCUAGAUUCUGAAUCAGAGUACAUAAUCCAAAAGGCCCUACACCAAUGUGCCGUCGGCCGCACUGUGAUUGUAAUUUCACACCGUCUGAGCACCGUGGAGAAAGCUGACCGGAUAUUUGUCAUCCAGAAAGGAGAAGUGGUUCAAGCGGGGAACCAUCAAACCCUGAUGCAAACUGAUGCGCUUUAUAAGGAUCUUGUGAAGCGACAGCUCUUUGGUGGGCAUGCGAAAGACGAUGGAGACGUUCCAAAUGCUGUAGGAGGCUCGGUGACUCAAGAAAAUCAUAUAACAGAGACCUCUGCUGGCUGAAAAUGUGUAACGACUUUUUAUUAACGAUUACCGUUCUUCGAUGGGCGGUGGCUGUCUAAAAACUUAUUGAAUUUUGUUUGUUUUUUGUUGAAGUUUUUAAGUAAAAAGUUUCAUAUCUUUUACGAGAUAUCAUACAUAAAUGACCAACAAAUUGAUAUAUAAGUAAUGAAAAUUUUCCAUUCAAUCAGUGUGAAUUGCAUCGGAUUUGUCGCCAGAUUUCUUAGUGGUGUGCUCGGGAUAAAAGAGACCUUCUUCAAAAGGCUGUAGCGACCUCAGUUUGCACUUAAAAAUCUUGUUAUUUCGUAGGCAAGAAAUAAUGUCGCUUAAAAAUACAUAUUCCAAAAACGAACCCUCUGCGCCGCCCCCGCCGAAAGUUAAAGCCUCCUACUUUCCUCCACGUUUCUUGAAAGACCCUGUAUUUCAACAAGAUCGCAGAAGUAGGUAAAAAUUGUAUUCAAAAAGGGGCGGAUUAUUUCGAAAGCCUGAGGAGAAAAAAUCGGACAUCAUUUCACGAUUUCCGGGGGGUUUCAUUUGUAAUCAACAAAAAAAUUGUCUUAUCUUAUCGCUGUUUAAAAGUUUGUUAUAAAAGAAGCUGACAUCAUAGAGAGUUCCUAACCACGGCGUACUUGUUCGUUCGUAAAGUUGCUGGAGUCGUUUUUGGCGCUGGAAUUGUUCUAACAAGGAAAGUACUUUUAUGGGGGCUCAAUUAGCUGCCCAUUUUAUAUAUCCUUGAUCAGCACAUUUUUUCUGAUUUUUUGAGAUUGUCCCGUCAAAAAGUAGGAGCCCCUAUAAAAGUACUGUCCUUGUAAAAAAAUUUUAGGAUGCGAGCGACAGCCAAAAAAACCUAGUGAAAAAAGCAAAAAAUGCACAGGGAAAGGUGCACUUUUGUUUCUGAACAAUGCAUGUCGCAAAAAUCAAUGCAGCGACUUUGCGAACGUACAAGUAAUGAAACUGUUUUUGUGGUUUUGAGUGCUUCAACGUUCCUUUUGGUUUUUCGCACCUCUUCAGACGGAACUUUGCUCGAGCCCGGCUAAAAGAGAGUGCUUUUUCCGAGCACACUUCCCUUCUCCUAUGAUGCAAUAGGAGGGGAAAAUUUGUGUUUCUUUUUGUUACUUCUGGCUAAAAAAUGCAAAAAAUCCAGCGAAUUUUCUGCAAAUUUUGUGGAAAUACUCUGUAUGGGGCGAAUAUUCAUUUAUAGGAUUCUUGGGGUGCGAAAAAUUUUCUUUCAGAUCCAUCUCCACCUUUUCCAGGAAGAUCUAAAAAUGGCCAGAAUCGGAGCCAUUUCUGUUUUGCUUGCUUAUGUUCUACUCGACCUAUUAUUUACAAUACUUCCUUACGGAUUUUAUGCUCAAAACUUUGGCUUCAACUUUAACAUGAUGGGAAAAAAUUUGAAUCCAAUUGAGUACGAUCCGCGGACAAGUGGCUUUGACUUUCUAAUUUAUUACUUGCUGAGGAUUAUUUUCUUACUCGUUGGAAUGAUUAUGGUGGCUUUUAAAAAGCCGCUGUUGUUAUUUUCCUUUUCGCUUAAUAGCGUUGCAGCGUGUUCGAUUUCGUUUUCAUUGGUCAAGGUGAGUGGGUUUCGAUUUCACGAUUGUUUUUUGUUUCAGCUACGUAUACGUAUGCGCAUACGGAUAUUUUUAGCCAAAAAAUCGUAUCCAAUAAAAAAUUGGAUGUACCGUAUCUGCAUCCAAGUAUCCGAAUUUUGCAAACCCCUUCGGGUAUGCUUCUUUUGGAGCUAUAAAUUUGACCCAGUUAGCAAAAAUUUAUCAAAGAACUAUUUAAAAAAGUUAUAAAAUAAAUCCUUAAUAUUUUUUAAGUAAAAGAUACCGAUACCUAAUUGCUGUAACUAAUUUUUAACCCGUGCUUGCAAGCGCCAUUGAUGUAGAACGAUCUUUGCCGCCGAGAGAGCACGCGAAAACGCAGAGAACGGUUAAAGAAACACUUUUUGGCCAUAACUUUGCCAGUUUCGUGCGGAAAAAAUUUACUUUUUGUGAAAAUAUUACCCUCUACGGUAGAAGGGUAUGUAUGACUUUUUGCCGAAAUUUGGAAUAAAAUGUCGGGGUUUUUCCGAUUUUUGAUCUAAAAACCUCGGUCGUUUCUGCAAAGCACAAGCUAUGAUGCUUGCAUAUCUUUUAGAAGAAACUAUUCAAAAUUUAUGACAAAGUUUCCGAAAUCUGAGCGUCGGAAUUGGGGUACUUCCCUCUUAGAAAAUUUUGAAAACACACAAAAAUUUAACAACUAUGUAUAAGAUUGCUCUUGAAAAUUUCAAAAAAUACAAGUUUUUAAGAUCCUCUGCUUCGCCGAGCGCCCCAACCAACUCGAAUUCUUUGGUGUUUGGCUCUCACUAUUCUGGAACAUUUUUGGCUCAUUUUGGUCGUUAUAUAUCUUCAAUUCUGUUGUUCUAAAACAACUUUUUAAUCCGGCCAACUAUGAGCGAAUGGAAGAGGGGGCAGAAACGAUGCUGGGAGACGCAGAAGCAGCGUCUGAGAACGCUGGUAAUACCGAUGAGAAGGAAGACGGGAAAGAGCCGAUCACAAGGCAGUCGGUUAUGGCACAUGUCAAAUUCUUGAUGAAAUACGCCGGCAAGUAUUGGCAGUGGUUUUGUUUGGCUUUUAUUUUCCUGCUGAUUACAGCUUCUGGUAAGUUGCGUGGCAGAAAAAUGAGAAUAUUUUAUGCUAGCCGACUUGUAGGUUUAUGUUCAUCAUAACUAGCAGGUACCCUAAGUGCGACGCUCAGAUUUUGAUCAAAACUUGGCACAAAUUUAAAAUAGUUUUUUACGAAACAUGCGAGAGUCUUAGCUCGCGCUUCGCAGAUAUGAGCGGAUUUUUUGGUGGAAGGUUGGCCAAAAUGCGACACUUUUUUGCGAAUUUUAUCAUAAAAACUUUCCUGACUAUUUCUAAUGUAGAGGGUAAUGUCUCUGCAAAAAGUCAAUUUUUUGCCCAAAACUGGCGAAGAUAUUGCCAAAAAAGUGUUUUUUUACGUUGUCUGCGUUUCUGCGUUUCGCGUACUCUCUCGGCGGCAAAGAUCGUUCAAUAUCUAGGAUGCGCCUGUACAUAGCAAGCCAAGAUUUUCAGGAAUUGAUAUGUGGUCUAUGCCCAAUGCGUAUGCAAAUUUAAAGAAAAUCGCACUUCAGGUCCAUUUUUUAUAUGUAUAAGAUAAAAUAGCACAGCAAACAAUGUAUAUUACUAUCCAAUUGCAGCAAGAUCCUUCAUUCCCUACUACACUGGAAAAGUCAUCGCCAACAUUGUUCAUAGGGACAAAGAGUCAACAGAUGCUUUUUAUUCGACGUUGUUUGUUAUGUGCGGUCUCAUUGCUGUCGCGUAAGUUGAAAGUUUUGAAUUGAAAACCAAGCCUUUUUUGCCGCAAAAAAUCGGAGAAGUCAGCUAUUAAAAUUAUUUUUUUCCUUCUGACACAGUGAGCCAAAACAUUGUCUUUUAACAUCUAAAGUCAACCCAAAAAUGACAGUGCUUUCAGCUCCGUCUUUGCCGGUCUUCGCGGAGCCGUCUUUAAUUGGGCCGGAGCUCUUGUGAAUCGUCGAAUGCGCAAAGACCUGUUCGACUCAUUGAUCAGCCAGGAAAUUGCGUUUUUUGAUCAGCAAAAGACCGGUGCCAUCUUAUCCCGACUUACCACCGAUUGUGAGACUGUGACCUCAAUUAUUCAAACAAACAUGGAGUUGUUGCUGAGGAGUGUGGCGAUGUUAAUCGGCUUCACAAUUGUUAUGCUCAACGUGUCGUGGCGACUCACUGUGGUCACAUUUGUGGUCAUGCCGCCGUUGGCUGUGUUCACCAAACUGUAUGGGACUUAUUGUGAUGUAGGUUGUUGGAUUACAUUUGGGAUACUGUAGGUGUACAGUAGCAUUUUCGUAUUUAAAAAUGAGAAGGAUGUGAAUAAAAAGUUUUGCUAGUCUUUCUUUAACACCCCAGUUUUUCAGAAAAUAAGCGAAAAUGUGCAAACAACCAUGGCCAAGGCGAAUCAGGCAGCUGAAGAAUGCUUGGGCACAGUGCGAACAGUGAGAGCGUUUGCUUGCGAAAACAAGGAGUCCAAGCGCUUCGAUGAACACCUUGUUGGGAUUGUUGGGAUACUUAAAGUAUGUUGUCAUCAUCGACAAGGGAAUUUCCUCUCUUUCUCACAAAAUAAUCUUUUCUUGGCUAACAGUGGAAGCACUCCAAGUUCGACGCUGAGAUUUUGAUGAUACUUGGCACAAAUUUAGAAUAAUUUUUUCUAAGAUAUAUGCGAGAAUCCUAGCUCGCGCUUUGCAAAAACAACCGAGAUUUUUAGAUCGAAAGUCGGCGAAAAUUUAGGACUUUUUGCCGAGUUUUGGCACUAAAAUUUUCAUGCCUAUUUCUAUCGUAAAGCAUAAUGUUUCUACAAAAAAUCAAAUCUUUCCGCACGAAACUGCCAAAGUUAUGGCCAAAAAGCGUUUUCCUCUCUGACCGCUCUCCACGUUUAGCGUCCUCUCUCGGCGGCAAGAAUCGUUCGAUAUCUCGGCGGCGCUCGCAAAGCGCGAGCUAAAACUUUCAGGAAUUGAUAUUUAGUCCAUACCCGACGUGUGUGCAAAAUAUAAAGAAAAUCUGAGCGUCGCACUUGGAAUACUUCCUUUUUAAACUAAAAAAAGUUUUUUUUUAAGCAUAAAGCGGUAAUGUCGUUUGGUUACAUAACGCUCAGCGAGAUAUUGGAAUACCUCGUCCUUGUCGUGGUGCUUCUCUACGCCGGGCAUUUGGCAAUUACCGGCAACCUGACUGUGGAGCAAAUCACCGCUUUCAUUCUCUAUCAGCUUCAAUUGAUUGAUAUCUUUUAUGCAAGUGAUUCCUACGGGAAACAAUACAAAAAACUUUUAGAAUAUAGACUACGUGUUUGCCAACAUGAUGGGAAGUGUUGGUGCUUCACGAAAGGUGUUUGAGUAUAUGAAUAAGCGGCCGGAAAUAGCAUAUGACGGUACGGUUGAAAGCAAGGUUGAAGGGAACAUUGAAUUCGAGGAUGUGUCGUUUGUUUAUCCAAGUAGACCACAUUCAGAGGUGUUAAAAGUAAGAAAAGAUUGCUUACAUAUAACUUUAUUCUUCAACGUGUUUCUUAAAAGUUUACUCUGUGUUUUUAGUCGAUCAACCUCUCUAUUAAGCCUGGAGAGACAGUUGCGCUAGUUGGUCCCUCUGGCGCUGGAAAAUCAUCCAUUAUUUCGUUACUUGAGUACUUUUACGAGACAACAAAAGGUGCCAUUAAACUCGACGGCGUGAAUAUUCGAGAAUACGCCCAUCGCUUUUAUCAUCAACAAGUCUCGUUGGUCAGCCAAGAGCCGACACUGUAUUCCGGCUCGAUAAAGGAGAAUAUCCUGUAUGGGUGUGAGGAAUGGUGUACUGAAGAUGACAUGGUUGAAGCAGCGAAGCUAGCCAACGCACAUGGCUUCAUUACAGAGCUGGAGGAGGGAUAUGAGACAAAGUGCGGAGAGAAGGGAGUGCAGAUGAGCGGUAAGUAGAGCGGUAUAUACAAACAUAUACACUCCGUUACGAAAGCAUACCUACCCCAUGGAAAAUUGCAGUAUCUAAGGUUUGGUAAGAGAUAUCAAAAAACUUCUAACGCCAUUCGAAAGAGCACGUUUUGAAACCAAUUAACACAUCGAAUCAGCUCGUGGAAAAAUUUUUGGCCUUUUAGGCAACUAUUUUAAUAUUUUUGGCCGUUUCAAAAGUAUACCUACCCCUGACGGUUUUUUGGCCAAUCUGGCUCGGGUUUUAACUAACCCGCCUCGGUUUCAUUCCGUCGUGUACCCUAUAGUAUUAGGAAGUAUAUUACAUUCAUUUCAAUUCCACUUUACCCACGUAGUGCUUUUGCGAGCCAUCUCUGACCUUGUACAUGAGAUUAAUCUUAAUUUCAAAAAAUUUCUUGGCUAGGCUGCUUUCUUGGCAGAAAAACUACAAUACUUGUUGUGGAGGGGUAUAAUACCUAUGAGAAGUUUUACUGUAAAGUAAUAACACAAGUUUUUUCUUUCAGGCGGUCAAAAGCAACGAAUAGCUAUUGCGCGAGCGCUUGUGAGGAAACCGGCUGUGUUGAUCCUUGAUGAAGCCACGUCGGCUCUCGAUUCUGAAUCAGAAUACAUAAUCCAAAAAGCACUAAAUCAAUGUGCCGUCGGACGCACUGUGAUUGUAAUUGCCCACCGUCUGAGCACCGUGGAGAAAGCUGACCGGAUAUUUGUCAUUCAGAAAGGAGAAGUGGUUCAAGAGGGGAACCAUCAAACGCUGAUCAAAAUUGAUGGGCUUUAUAAAGAUCUUGUGAAGCGACAGCUCUUUGGUGGACAAGCGAAGGACGAUGGAGACGUUCCAAAUGCUGUAGGAGGCUUGGUGACUGAAGAAAAUCAUACAAAAGAAACCUCUGCCGGCUGA
Molecule: messenger RNA, 6844 nt
Organism: Bursaphelenchus xylophilus (pine wood nematode)
Lineage: Eukaryota; Metazoa; Nematoda; Chromadorea; Rhabditida; Aphelenchoididae
Source: the annotation of a GenBank genome assembly